AUGUCAACACCUAGUCAGGCAAACUUGUACAAUCAAGAGUUCACUGGCACAACUGCUUCAGAACAGAAUUUAUUACCUCAGUCACAAAACAAUACCCACUCGGAAAUCCAUAUUCUUCAACAACUUCCUCACCAAAUACAACAUUCCCGACCAAAGUCUUACAUGCUAAACGAACCUUAUAUUCCAUUACCGCCGAAUUAUCAAGCAGUCCAACAAAAUGAAUACUACACUAACAACGACUAUGGAAAUAACUUGAACACUAUUAGUCCAUCUCUUCCGCUAACCAACCUUACUCAAGGUACUUCCUCUGGCGGACAACAGGGGUCAGCUGAACAGCUAUCUGUGCCUAUUCAGCAACAAAGUAUAAUUCAAUCACAACAUGAUCAGCAUCUGCAUGUUUAUCCUUCUGUAUUCCAACAGCAACAACAACAAUUUUAUCAACAGCAGCAACAGCCGCUUGGAUUGCAAAAUCCCUACCAAGCCCAACAUACCCAUAUGAUGGCCCCUUCAACAUAUCCCAAACCGCUCCAUAACCACUCUAACUCAAAUACUUCAACUACAACCAACUCUUCACUGAAAAUCUCACACUCAAGAAAUUCAUCCUCUUCUAGUACUGUCCAAGAAUAUCCAGACGUUGCAAAGCCGAAAAUUGCUACUGUCUUCUGGGAGGACGAAAAGACUAUAUGCUACCAGGUGAGAGCAAGAGGUGUCUUAGUUUCUAGAAGAGAAGAUACUAACUUUGUCAAUGGUACAAAAUUGUUGAAUGUAAUAGGGAUGACUCGAGGUAAAAGGGAUGGUAUUCUCAAGACGGAAAAGACCCGCAACGUUGUCAAGGUAGGAUCCAUGAACCUCAAAGGGGUCUGGAUUCCUUUCGACAGAGCAUUCGAAAUUGCUAGAAACGAAGGAGUUGAUGAAGCAUUGCACCCACUCUUUGUCAAGGACAUUAAGACCUUUUACAAGACUAAAGGUUACAAAUUGAAGAUUUCAACAGAGGGUAAUCAGAUCGUCAAAACCCCGGUUGGCAGUCCCAUACAAUCCACAAGUCCUGGCACCAUUGAUGAAAAGGGACCAAUUAGAACCACCACACCCAUGGUAUUCAACUCGUCAGACGCUUUGAAGAAUCAAAAUUCCUUUCGCACUGACUGCUAUGAAUCUUGA
This is a messenger RNA of Scheffersomyces stipitis CBS 6054, 1158 nucleotides long. It is a transcript of the gene EFH1, whose product is annotated as KilA-N domain-containing transcriptional regulator EFH1. Bases 1 to 1158 code for a protein of 385 amino acids. The record is from RefSeq and is a predicted model, not a curated record. Gene Ontology annotation, biological process: positive regulation of transcription by RNA polymerase II. Lineage: Eukaryota; Fungi; Ascomycota; Pichiomycetes; Serinales; Debaryomycetaceae. Gene Ontology annotation, cellular component: nucleus. The transcript has a single exon. Gene Ontology annotation, molecular function: DNA-binding transcription factor activity; sequence-specific DNA binding.